GUUUGUCUUGCAAUUCAUAGACAAGAAGAAGGGAGGCAAAUUCCAGCCUUUUAAGAAGUUCUUUGGCAAAAAGAAAAAGAAAGGCCCUCCGUCGUCUCAAGAGGAAUCGGCUGCCAGCCAGAGUCUCUCUCCUCAGAGUGCCAGCAAUGGGACCUUCUCUUCGGACGAGGAGACCCUGGAGAAGAGUCUGAGGUUCUUCAACUAUUCUAUGGGAGCACGGGCGUUCUCCCAUGACAGUAUUUUUAUCCCUGAUGGGGGAGCAGAAAGUGAGCAGACAGUUCAAGCAAUGUCACAGGACAACAUCCUGGGCAAAGUCAAAACUCUUCAGCGACAGUUGGGCAAGAAUAUCAAGUUUGGGCAGCGGCCACCUAAUGCUUUCCCCAUGAAGAAGGCAGGCAGCACAGAUGCCAGCUCAGAAGAGGACUUCUGCCUCACCAGUCCCAUGGAAAUUGUGACUCAGCAGGACAUUGUCCUCUCAGACACAGAGAACAAAUCCAGUGAUACGCCAAGUUCUUCAAGUCCUCUGAAUCUACCUGAAGCCGGAAGUGAGAUGGAAGAGAAGGCUGCUCCAGCUAAACCGUCUCGGCCAAAAAGGCACUUCUCGCCUGCUGGCACCAUCGAAAGUGUCAACCUGGAUGCCAUCCCCCUGGCCAUUGCCCGUCUGGACAACAGUGCUGCCAAGCACAAACUCUCUGUUAAGCCAAAAAACCAGAGAAUCUCAAGGAAGCACAGGUGGCUUGCCCAGGACCGACAGAAUGAACCAGGCAGCUUUGAGAGUCAGUCCUCCCUGGACCAGAACGGGCAGCCAGGAGAAGACAAGCACAUUUGGCACGAUGAGGAACCAGAACCUUCGGAUUCCCAUGAAGAGAAAAGACUCCAGGAGGACUAUUGGCGGGAACUUGAAGACAAGUGCAAGCGGCAAAAAGCCGAAGCAGCUGAGAAGAGGCGCCAGGAAGAGCAGAGGCGGCAGGCGCUAGAGAGGAGGCUUUGGGAGGAGAGCCUCAGGCAGGAGCUGCUGCUGGAGGAGGAGGAAGAGGAGGAGGAGGAAAGCGAGGAGGCAGACCUGCAGCUUGAGGCAGGGAAGGCACCUCCAGGACAAGAGCAACAGUCGGGUCUGGAGAAGCAGCGCUGUGCAGAGCUAGGGGAAGCCGGCGACCCCGCACUCCCGGAGACAGAAGAGUGCAGGCGGCGGCAGGAAGAGGCCAAGAGGCAGGAGGAGAAACUGAGGCAGAGUGAUGCCCAGAGGCAGGAAGAGGAACUGAGGCAGCACGAGGCCGAGAGGCAGGCGGAGAAAUUGAGGCAGCAGGAGGCCCAGAGGCAGGAGGAGGAACUGAGGCAGCGAGAAGUCGAGAGGCAGGAGGAGGAACUGAGGCAGCGGGAGGCCCAGAGGCAGGAGGAGAAACUGAGGCAGCGCGAGGUCGAGAGACGGGAGGAGGAGUUGAGGCAACGUGAGACUGAGAGGCAAGAGGAACUUAGGCAGCGUGAGGCUGAAAGGCAAGAGGAGUUACUAAGGCAGCAAGAGGUCGAGAGGCAGGAGGAGAAACUGAGGCAGGGCGCGGCCAAGCUGCAGUGCACUCAGGAGGUGGCGACUAAGAGCAUGCUACAGGAGGAAGAGGAAGAGGCCAAGCGCAUAGAAGAGCUGAAAGGGCGGGAAAAGGAGGCGCUAGAGCCGCGAAUGGAGGAAGGCCCGCAGAGUCCAAAAGGAAAGAGCCAGCCUCGGCUAACAGACGAUACUGACCAGCAAAGCCCACUGCAGCGGGACCUUGAUAAAGCAGAGGAACAAGGAAACCUGGAGUCCGUGGGGCAGAGAGCGAUCGCCGAGGAGCAUAAGAGAGAGGCCCAGCUGGUCGGCGAGCCGGCAGGGCAGAGGGAAGACUUGGACGAGGAAUGCAGUGGUGUAGACUUGGAAGGGAGAGAAGCUCCUCAGAUAAACAUUCCUCAGCCGCAAGGACAGAAGGGCGAAGCACCAGCGCCAGAGGAAAAGAACGAAGUUGCCGCUGCAGACAACGACCAAAAGGUGGAGGAACUCCGGUGGCAGGAGGUGGAGGAGCGGCAGACCAUGCCCCGGCCCUACACGUUCCAGGUGUCCUCCGGGAGUAGGCAGAUUCUCUUCCCCAAAGUCAACCUGAGCCCGGUGACACCCGCCAAGGACGGGAGCCUGGCCCCAGCGGCCCAGGAACUGCCGGUGCCCCGCGGUGCCACCCCGCACGACCUGCCCUCGGCGCUGAGCAUCCCACACACAGCCAUUCUGGUCACCGGAGCGCAGCUCUGCGGCCCCGCGGUCAACCUGAGCCAGAUCAAGGACACGGUGUGCAAGUCCCUCCUGGGCCUGUCAGAAGAAAAGCGGCUGGUAGACAUCCCCGCGGUGGAGCCCAGGGCUGGUGGUGGAAAGUCCAGGCCUCCCCCGGAGUCGCCCAGCAACGCGACCGCGCUAGCCGAGUGGGCUUCCAUUAGAUCCAGAAUCCUGAAGAACGCAGAGGGUGACCAGCGUGGCGACAGAGAGCCGGCCAGAGCCGGGGACGAGCCUGCUCCCCGAGCACGGUGCGAUUCCCGAGGGAAUGUGCGGAGGACGCCGCCAGUCAAUGCCAAGUUCUCCAUCAUGCCCGCCUGGCAGAAAUUCUCGGACAGCGGCUCAGAGACCUCCAAACAGAGCCUGGAUGGUGAAAGCGUAAGGAAAACGCCAGGGCCAGCACCCAGUGAAGAGACGACACCCCAGCCUCUGCCUGCAGCGGCUCUGGAGCCCCAGAAGAGCCUGGAGAAGCAAAAGGUUAGCCAGGAACCACCAGACACCACUGAUGGAUGCAAAUUUGCCAAAGACCUUCCAUCUUUCCUCGUCCCAGGCCUGCCUUCUCCCCAGAAAGCUGCGUCCCGCACAGAGUCCACGACAACUUCGGACAGCGAAACCGCGAGUGAUGUAGGAAAGCCAGACCCUGUCAUACCAGGAGGUGAGGAAAAGGCCUCGCCCUUUGGAAUAAAACUGAGACGAACCAACUACUCUUUGCGCUUCCACUGUGACCAACAGGCCGAACAAAAGAAGAAGAAGAGGCACAGCAGCACGGGAGACAAUGUGGAUGGGGGCACCCCUGCAGCCGCAGCCGGGAGCACCCCUGGAGAGAGAGAGCCUGAAGCCAUGGCCCUCAAGCAUGGCCCAUCCCUUCCCCAGGAGAGAAAGCCAGCCCUAGUCCCUCGGAGGGACUCUGCAGAAAGCCAUUCUAGCGGUCACUCUGUUGCUGUAGCCCAGUCGGGGCUACCACCAGCCGGUAGCCAGCCCCCAGCCCCAGAGCGCGACAAGGCAGCAAGCAAAAUGCCACCGAUGCAGAAGCCGGCCCUGGCUCCCAAGCCUGCCAGCCAGACUCCACCUUCAUCCCCACUCUCCAAACUGAGCAGACCCCACUUAGCAGAGUUGCUCGCUAGGCGAGCCGGGAAACUUGACCCCGAUCCCAGUGAGGCUUACAAGGAGAGCCAGGAGAGCAGUGAUAACCAGCCACCCUCACCAUCACUGCCAGAGGAGCCCAAGAGGCAGCAGAGGGAUGAGGAAGAAGUGCCAGAAAAGAAGCCAGCUUCCCCGCCUCUGCCGGGCAGCCAGCAAGAGAGACCUUUCCUAACUCCUGAAACAGGUAGAAAAGAGAAGCCCGUGCUUCAGAGCAGGCACUCUUUAGAUGGCUCCAAAUUGACAGAGAAAGUUGAGACUGCUCAGCCACUGUGGAUAACAUUGGCGCUGCAGAAGCAAAAGGGAUUUCGCGAGCAGCAGGCAACUCGAGAGGAGAGGAAGCAAGCCCGGGAGACCAAGCAAGCAGAAAAGCUCUCCAAGGAGACUGUCAGCGUCAGCCCACAGCCUGGAAGCAGUCGAUUAAGCAGAGCUGGUUCCCUGCACAAGUCUGCUGCUCCAUCAGAAGAUAAGAAGCCCGAAACCGCAGUGUCCAGGCUCCACAGCAGAGAGCAGCUGAAGAAGGCCAACACCCUUCCCACAUCCGUGACAGUGGAGAUCUCAGAUUCUGCGCCCCCAGCCCCACUGGUCAAAGAGGUCACCAAGAGGUUCUCCACCCCAGAUGCUGCCCCUGUGUCCACAGAACCUGCCUGGUUGGCUUUGGCCAAAAGAAAAGCAAAGGCCUGGAGCGAUUGCCCACAAAUUAUUAAGUAAACAGUGACUUUUACCCAUUUCUCUGGCCAGUUGUUGGCUCUUUUCUUGCCCUUUUUAUUUAUUUAUUUUUUAUAUGAGGUAAAGAAACCAAGCUAGGGAAAAGAAGCAUGUUUUAUAGGCUCUAAAAUAAUGUUUAGAAACUGAACUGGUGGUGUUCAUUGUAAAGAGUGUAUUUGCACAACCCUGGGUCCUGGUGCCUUGAGCUCCCCCUUGUUCUCAAGAGACAGUUUUGUCUGAGGGACCACAUGAAGCGAAAUCUGCAAACGAGAGCUCCUCAGGAGAGCCUGCCAUGCCCGCCAUCCCAUGGCCCUCACAUGUGCACGCCCAUGCACCAUUUCAGAACAUGUCCUUUUGCCAAUCUCUGUAAUUU
This is a messenger RNA of Acomys russatus (golden spiny mouse), 4511 nucleotides long. RefSeq names its product capping protein inhibiting regulator of actin dynamics (gene Cracd). NCBI's taxonomy places the organism in Eukaryota, Metazoa, Chordata, Mammalia, Rodentia, Muridae. The record is from RefSeq and is a predicted model, not a curated record. Gene Ontology annotation, biological process: negative regulation of barbed-end actin filament capping; maintenance of gastrointestinal epithelium. The coding region runs from base 209 to 4141 and encodes 1310 amino acids. The transcript is spliced from 9 exons.